Molecule: messenger RNA, 894 nt
Organism: Sabethes cyaneus
Lineage: Eukaryota; Metazoa; Arthropoda; Insecta; Diptera; Culicidae
Gene: Urm1
Product: ubiquitin-related modifier 1 homolog
Exons: 5
Coding region: 209-538 (109 amino acids)
Biological process (GO): tRNA thio-modification; protein urmylation
Cellular component (GO): nucleus; cytoplasm
Molecular function (GO): protein tag activity
Source: RefSeq, a predicted model, not a curated record
GGUUUUGUGUCGAGGUUAUUAAAUAAAUUUUAAACCAUAUUCAGUAUAAAUAUAUCCUUGUAUUUAAAUACUGAAAUACUUUUUAUUGUUCUAAUAUUUAGUAUUUUCUGAUUUCGGUGGUGAAUAACAAACAGUCAAUCAGUCCUUAUUUUGCUCUAUCACCCUGGCUCUCUUAGUGGAACACUAUCGCAGCAGCAACACCAGCGCGAUGGACGAUUCAAUCGACGAGGAAGUCACCUCAGCCGGUGCGACCAUCACCGUGGAGUUUAGUGGUGGAGCCGAAACGCUGUUUGGUGGAGUGAAGGAACACGAGGUGCCACUGGAUGGGUCUAAGAUUGUGCUGCUUGAGGAGAUGCUCCGAUGGCUUCGAGACAACCUGCUGACCGGUGACCCAAGUCUCUUCCUCCAAGAAAAUACCGUGCGGCCCGGUAUACUGGUGAUGAUCAACGACACCGACUGGGAUCUUAUGGGUGAAACUGAGUACAUUCUACAACCGGGAGAUCAUGUCCUGUUCAUUUCCACACUGCAUGGAGGAUGAACGCAGUCCACCGGGACUAAGAUCUGUGAUAAACUUUUGCGUUUGAUUAAACUGUAUCUUAUUGCGAGACAGACGAAGGACAAUCUACGAGUUGACUUAAGAAGUGUACUAAAUAGAGCGGUAAUGAAGUGUUGAUUAUAGACGUUUCUUUUCGCUUCAAUUCAUUAACCAUGAAUGGCGAGGGUAGCCCAUCUGAAUUUUGUUCUAUUUGUUUAAAAAUAGUCAUUUCUUUGUUAAGGAUUAAGUAUCAGCACCUAGCCACAAAUUAAAUUUAGCACGUCAGUAUCUUUUUAUACAAAAAUAAAUUAAUGUAUCCUCAAACGGAGACAAAAAAAGCUGAAAAAUAUAUACUAAUG